Messenger RNA from Prunus armeniaca (apricot), 351 nucleotides. The record is from the annotation of a GenBank genome assembly. NCBI's taxonomy places the organism in Eukaryota, Viridiplantae, Streptophyta, Magnoliopsida, Rosales, Rosaceae.
AUGGAAGCAUUGGCAGUUCUUACGGGACUUAAUUUAGCUGCGGAGUUGGAUCACCAAAAUAUUGUGGUUGAAUGUGAUGCGAAGAUCGUUGUGGAUUGCAUUACAAAGAAAAGAACAAUGGCUAGCUGGAAGAUUUUCCCUAUCCUCGCGGAGAUUUGGAGAAAGGCUCAAGAAUUCCAGUAUGUCCAAUGGAAUUGGGUGCCAAGAUUGGCAAAUCAAGUUGCCCAUGCUGCAACAAAGGUGUCAAAUGCGAGGGUGGGUAACGUCCGAUGGAUGUCGCAACCUCCUCCCUCUCUUGUUUCGGUUCUGUCUCGCGAUGGCCUCCCUUGUCCACACUAUUUUCAGGCCUAG